Messenger RNA from Amoebophrya sp. A120, 3378 nucleotides. Lineage: Eukaryota; Dinophyceae; Syndiniales; Amoebophryaceae. The record is from the annotation of a GenBank genome assembly.
AUUCAAAGUCUGCGUUUUUUUGUCGUCGUUUCUGGCUACUGCCUUUUUCUUUUCUGAGCGGGCCUUGCGCCACACAAAGCGUCCAGUAGGAAUAAAAGCACAGAAGCAGAAUGACGGAAGCAGAAGCUGCGGUCUGCAGGAGGACUUCUGCAGCGAAAAAGUCGCGCUUGUGUUUCUCUUCGUCCAUUGCAGUACUACGGAAUUUCUCAGGAAUUGCGCUGCUCGUUACUGCUUCGACGUCCACCAUAUUAAUCACGACCGCGAGACCUACACGUCGAGGACUAGAAGCGAAGAAUGCUCUCUCGUCCUCCUCGGUCACUGUCACCCCGCCGCAGCCUGAGUGGACGCAAUGGUUCGAGGUAUGCAUUGUAGAGAUGCCUGGGUCUGGAAGAUUGCAAGACUUGUGCUCCUGCUGUGCUGGCGCGACUGCGAUAGAUAGGCGUAAAUAGGACCUCUCGCCUGUCAUGCAAAAAGGCAGGAAGCGGAGCACAAAUCACAUAGCGGCUCAAAAACUUGUCGUGCUACCUCUUGGUAGCGUAAUAUUGCAGGGUGGCCGUCACUUACUCUUUACAAGCUUUCUUCAUGUACAACAAUAUUCCAAACCUAGACACAUUUCAAUUCCAUUCGGGGUGCCCGUCGACCACUUCGACGACGCGGCGGACCGCCCGAGUUUCAAAAUCAAGGUCCUGGGCCUCUCGAAAUUCGCCGCAAAGACCGGCCCGAUCUUUUUCUACUCGGGGAACGAGGGCAGCAUCGGGGGUUUCUGGAAUAACACGGGUUUACCUUUCUCCUGGGCCGCGGAGUUUCAGGCCGACAUCGUGUUUGCCGAGCACCGCUACUACGGCUCCUCGCUGCCCUUUGGCGACAAGUCGUUUGACAGCCCGGAGCACAUGCAGUACCUGCGCGUCGAACAGGCGAUUGCGGACUACGCGAGAUUCAUGGAGCAGUACAAUACAGAAAACAAGAAGGUCGUGGUAAUGGGCGGCAGCUACGGGGGCAUUCUGGCUUCCUUGAUGCGGCAGAAGUACCCCACCCUGUUCCACGCGGCCAUCGCCGCCAGCGCGCCCAUCCCGCAAGCCUUUAACCUCAAGACGGAAAGCGACAACCAGAUGACCUUCUACGAGAGCGUCACGCACUCGGCCAAACAGGUGUCCCAGACCUGUCCGGGCUUCGUGCGCCAGGCCUUUCAAGAGCUGGAAACCGCCUUCCAAGCAGCUGCGCGACGAACAAGCAGGAGCGCUGGUGUUGAGGCAACUAGUACUUCAUCGAGGCCAACUGAAAGUGAAACCGCGACGACCACUACACUGGACGAGAUCCGGAAAAAGUUCCAACUGUGCCAAAACAGCCUCAAGCCGUCGGAGUGGAGUCAUUUCAUGCAGUACGCGCGCAACGCCUGGACCGAGAUGGCCAUGUGCGACUACCCCUACGCGACCGACUUUCUCGCAAAGCUCCCCGCCUGGCCGAUCAAGAAGGCCUGUGAACUCGUUGACGCCGGGGGCAAAAGUGGAGAUCCCGUCCAGGGCCUGGCCGAUGCCGUGGCCUUGCCGUACCAGAGUGAGCCAGGUAAAUAGUACCCACUCAAAUUGUGGCCGGCAGCAACAGAUUGAUACAUCUGUCGCUAUUGUCUUCAGAAAAAGCUGCAGGCACUACAACGCAGAUAACUAUCAUAACCAGGAUGAAGAAAAAAGCGAUAACAAAUCAUCUACUCUAUAACUCCUUCGAGGUACCUGCCUCGACAUGUACAAACUAUUUGUCGAAUGUGCGGACCAAACCGGGUGUGGCACGGACAACGACGCAAAAGCUUGGGACUACCAAAUGUGCGCCGACAUGAACAUCGUGGUAGCGAGCGACGGCGAGAAGGACAUGUUUCCCAAGAGAGACUGGACGCUGAAACAUUUGGAAAACUACUGUGUGAAAAAAUACAACGUCCUGCCCCGACCCACCGACAUGGCGGUGCGGCUUGGCGCGUAUUUUGUGCUUUUUUUAUGAAUAUAUGUUUAUGUGCUUUUGUGACUGUCUCCUCGGUGUAAGAAUAGACAUUAACCUCAUCGUUUAUGUGCUUGUUUGAUUACGUUCGUAUGAAUGUUGUAGGACACCUCUGUCUCUAAUGUGGUGUCAGACAAGAAUGACGGCUGGGACCGCGUGUUGAAGUGGAUGAAGCACGAAACUCACCAGCAGCUUGCAAAUUUGAUCUGUCUUCAGGCAGAAGUGAACUUGUCCUUGAUUUUUUCAAAACACCUCAAUAAAGGUACCACUUUGACACGCAGGGAGCUGGCAGUAUCUCCAACAUCAUCUAUUCCAAUGGGCUGCUGGACCCGUGGCACCCGGGCGGCUACUUACAGAAUUUAACCGACUCCGUGGUUGCCCUGAUCAUUCCGAAUGGCGCACACCAUCUCGACUUGCGGUUGCCCGAUGAAAUUAACGACCCGGCGGAUGUGGUGGGUGUGAGACUGCAAGAGAAAAAACUCGUGAAGAUGUGGCUGGGUAGUAGUACAGCGGAGAAGCAGGACAUUAGUGAUGGGAGCAUCAAUAUUGCCAAAGAGCCCGAGCGGCCCCUCGUUGGCGGAAUUUCGACUGACGGGCAUCGGAGGCGAGGCGACGAGCGACAGCAUCAAGUCCUCGAUGAGAAAGAAAAAAUACAGGAUGAGGACAUCGACAACAAAAGCAUAUUCUUCGUGUAAUUUUACCGGCCACUGUUGUGUUUCUGUUUCUCGUCCAAAGUAUUUUUUUUGCAGAUCUCCGGCCGCGACUCCGAAAAACAAAAACUUGCCAUCUGCACGUCAGCAUCGCUAAAGAUGAUCUUGCUCGCCAUAUUAGUCGGGUGCUGCUUACAACUCGCUUCAUUUUGCUUGGUCAGCCACUGCACUCCUGUGCACGACCUGAUCGAUAUGCUUUUUCGCGAACCCACUUCUUGCACGACUCUCGCGCGCUCUUAUUCACGCAGAUUUUGCAGAACGAAUACUUUCGCAACCACGAAUUUCUUGAAUAGUAGAAGCAAAAUAAAAUCCUGAGACGCAUCAGCCGAUGAAUGUUAGCCUCGUACUUGGACCACUACGUGACAUGUUCGCUUCCAUCUUCAUACACACGUCGUACAUUGUCAGCAGGUAUCGCUGAACGAAAAUGCCCACGACGACAAGGCACGACCUUGUUGACCUUUAUUGCACGAGGCCCGCGACCAAUGCUCUAUACAUAGCCUUGAGUGUGCAGAUCACUAUCACUUGCUGAAAUGUUUCUCAAGGAAGAAGAAGAACAUGAACUUGAACAGCACCAUCAUUAUACUUAGUCAUGGGACUUUCUUCCCAAAACGAGUUGAAUUCAAGAAUUGGUGAUGACACGACAAGGCGCAAGUAGGCAUAAACAUGAGAUAAAUGUUGACAU